Molecule: messenger RNA, 3343 nt
Organism: Chara braunii
Lineage: Eukaryota; Viridiplantae; Streptophyta; Charophyceae; Charales; Characeae
Source: the annotation of a GenBank genome assembly
ACGAGGAAGCAUACUACGAGAGGGAACGAGGGUUGAUACGGUGAAUGAGGGAGAAUGCGCUAGCAAGGCCAUAUCGUAUCAACGAAGGGAAUAAGAGGAAGUUGAUCAUAGGGGAGUCCGACUUCCUACUGCCUCAGGAGCGGACAUUGAUGGUGGAGUUGAUGAAGAGGAGGCAUCGCACCUAUGCGUUUAGUGACGAGGAGCGUGGCAGGCUGGAUGUGGACAAAAUACCUAUGAUCCGCAUCCACACCGUGCCACACGAGCCUUGGAACAUGAGAGGGGCGCGAUAUCCAAAUCCUGACGAAGAAAAGAAAGUGGUGAAUUACCUCGACGGCAAGAUACGUACGCACAUCGCCGACUAUUCGAGUGGGUCGUAUGUGUCCCCGUGGUUCUGCUUCAUCAAGCCUAACGGGACGCUGCGAUGGGUGCAAGAUUUGCAGAGGCUGAAUGCGGUGACCGUGCGAGAUGCUGGAGGACUGCCAAAUGCGGACGCUCUAUCAGAAUCCUGUGCUGGAAGGUCUAUAAUCUCACUUAUAGACCUUUACUCAAGAUAUGAUCAGUUUCCGGUCUACUCCCCAGACAGGCCGGUGACAGCUAUGCACACGCCACGAGGACUAAUCCACAUGAACGUGGCCCCACAAGGGUGGACCAAUGCGGUAGCAAUGGUCCAACGGGCCAUGAUUCAGGCUAUGCAGUCAGUCAGCCCCCAUAUCACCCAGCCAUACAUCGACGAUUUGGCAGUGAAGGGGCCGGAAAUAAAGGAGAGCGACAAGGCCUUGCCAGGGGUAAGGCGCUUUGUUUGGAAGCACAUCCAGGACCUCGACAAAGUCCUGAGUCUGCUCGAGGAGCACAACCUCACGGCAAGCGGGGCCAAAUCCAGACACUGCAUGAGGGAAGCGACUAUCUUUGGGUUCGUCUGCAGCGAGAAAGACCGAAGGCCGGAUGUGAAGAAGACAGACAAGAUUACUAAGUGGUCAGUUUCGUUCCACUCAAUAACUGAUGUCCGGAAAUUCCUUGUUGAUGGAUUCCUGGAUCAGGAGGAAGAUUUUCGUCUCCAUAUCAACAAGUGGUCAUCGCGAGUGCCUAGCUGUGUGGGCUAUCCUAUUUGGCAAGCGCCGAGUGGAUACGAAAGGAGGGCAGAGCUAGUCCUCAAACCCUUUGAAGAAGAAGAUCCUUGGGAAGGUAAGGAUGUUCAGAAGAUGAUGGAAUUGGCGCUCGCCAGUCCGCAUAGUCUGGUGGAAGACAUGAGGACGAUCGAGGAAGGACCAGGCCAGGUAGAACGACAUGAGGACCUGAUGGGAGGAAAUGAUCUCCUCGUCAACACAUUACUACCGGAAAACCUCGACCACUCAGGCUCGUUGAACCCGGCAGGGAAUGUGGAUGAAGUGCCCGAGAGCCAGGACGACGAGUUUGAGGAGGGGGAGAUUAAGGAGGCCUUUCGUGCAGAGGAGUAUGAUGAGAUCUAUCUAGAGUUGGGGCUUCUCUUGUCUUGCGAGAUGCGGCUAAGGGAUGUAAGUGAUAGGGAUCAGAGAAUGCUGAAGCGCUACUUAGUGCGAGAUGACCACCUUUUCAUAAGAAGAGAAGUGGGGAAUCCCAGGAGAGUCGUCUGCGGUAGGAACCGCCAGAUUGACGUCGUAGCAGCACUUCAUGAUGGCAUUGCAGGAGGGCAUCGAGGGGUACAAGCCACGUAUGCCAAGAUAAGUGAGCUGUACUACUGGGAUGGGAUGAUGGACAUGGUCGGGAAAUUCUGUCGAUCCUGCGUACCCUGCCAGGAGAGAUCUCGUUUGAGGCAAGGAGAGCCGCUGCAUCCAAGGCUAGAGCGAGAGGUGGGGGUUGUAGUGCAUCUCGAUCUACUUUUCAUGCCGCUUGGGGAUCAACGCUAUAAUUACAUCUUCGAUGCGCACGAUAACCUGUCUUACUUUACGAAGACAACCAUGCCAAGAGGAGGGAGGGGGACACGACCGCCUCGGAGGCCGUUGGGAGCAUCAGGAGGAUAUGACCGGCAUGUGCCUCGCCAUCGAGAGAGUACUCCGGUGUACGAUGAUGGGGACAUCGAGCUAUUCCUGGACAGCUUUUGGGAUCAUGCGAGGCGUAUGGGCUGGACCGUGGCCCAGGCGAUUGAGAGACUGAGGGGAACAGGCAGGUUCGAGGAGCCCAUUACCAGGAUUCGUAGGGAUGCGACGACGGGGCAGAAGGUGGAGAUGAGGAUGAAGGAGCUGCGACCUUCGCCUGUGGGACCAGAUAGCAGGCCGAUCCGCCUAGAGAUCGGAAAUGCGGCAGAUUUUAUUACUGCCUUCGAGUGGUUCAUGCAGGGCCAGGCUAUACCGAGAGAUGAGUGGGCGAGGACGUUACCCCUCUGGACCAGAAAGGCGGAGAGGGCACUGGCUAAGCAGGGAAAGGAGCUUCCUUCGCCAGUCAGAGCCGGAUUUGGGGUGGCAAGGAAGGCGGAAGAAAGGUUGGAUCGCAAAAUCAAGUUCCUGGCCAAGGCAACUUUUGACCGGCACUUGCUAUUGGAGAGCGAUCUGGCAGGAAAGAAGAUAAAGGAAGCCGGCCAUGGAGUACGCCUGGAGGCUAUGGAGGUGGAAAUCCAGGAACUCAGGGCAUUGGUGGCCAGCCAGGCAGCUAUCAUUGAGAGCCUGAGGCAGCGAUCUCAGGGAGGGACGGACAAGCCAGAGAGCAGCCAGCAGGGAGAGCAGAGGCAGCCAGGACAUGGUUUUCCAGGACAACCAUCUGCAGCAGAGACUAGCCAGGAGCCACCUAUGGGGAGAGUCAUCCUGGAGCCAGAGGAGGCGAGAGCCUUGAGGGAGGCAGAGAGAGAGGCCUUCGAGUUCAGAGCCCCUACUGAGCUCGCAACGCUACCUAUAGCAGCGGCAGGCCCAGCCAUACCUUUGGCAGAUGAGGAGGGGCUACCACCAUCCAGUAGUGAGCCAGCUCAGGGCUCAGUAGAGGGAUCUAUGGACGUGCUCAUUGAGGCGGUGCACUCGAUGCAGGAGGAAGCGAGUUUGUUUUCACCUGAGCAGAGGAUAGAGGAGCCUUUCGAGAGAGAGAUGGGAAUUGAGGCGGAGGGUGUCAUCGAGGGCAGGCUCCAGAGGUUGGGCACACCUGAGUACGGGCCAGAGGGGAUUGAGGAGCGACCUGGACCGAGUACCCAGGAGGUGGAGACACGAGAGGAGCCCUUGGAUAUCCCUCAGAGCCAUGAGCUGAGCAGGGAGGCCAGCGAAGCGCCAUCAUUGCCAGGGUCUCAAAGAGGAAAGAAGAGGUCCAGGAAGUGGUUCGAUACGUCCUGCUUCUUCUGUACAAAGGAGGGGCAUUGAGCCUUGCAAUGUCCUAAGUUCCUAAAGGA